AUGAUUGGUGUUUUUAACGUGAGGAGGUUCUCCACUGCCAAAAAAAUUAGCCGACUGCUCAUAGCAAAUCGCGGUGAGAUAGCGAUAAGGGUUAUAAAAACAGCGCGACGUAUGGGAAUCGAAACCGUUGCUGUCUACUCAGAUGCCGAUCGAAACUCACUACAUGUGGCAAAGGCAGAUUUUGCUUAUCACAUAGGACCUUCAUCAUCAGUUCAAAGUUAUUUGAACAUCGACCGAAUCAUUGAGGUUGCAAACAAAGCAAAAGUCCAGGCGAUACAUCCUGGUUACGGUUUUUUAAGCGAAAAUGCUACGUUUGCGGAAUGUUGUGCUAAAGCAGGACUUAUAUUCGUUGGGCCUCCUCCAAGAGCAAUUAGAGAUAUGGGUGCCAAAGAUGUCUCAAAACGACUGAUGGCUGAAUCCGGUGUUCCAGUAAUUAGGGGUUACCAUGGAACUGACCAAAGCGAUCAAAAACUCCGUGAAGAAGCCACUUUGAUCGGAUACCCAGUUAUGCUAAAAGCUGUUUAUGGUGGCGGUGGGAAGGGUAUGAGGGUAGUGUUGGAGGAAAGCGAGUUCGCUGAAAAGUUAAGUUCUGCAAGAUCGGAAGCCCACAAAGCUUUUGGGGACUCAUCUAUGAUUGUUGAAAAGUUCAUUGAGAGACCACGGCAUAUUGAAGUUCAAGUAUUCGGAGAUACUCAUGACAAUUACGUGUACAUUUGGGAACGUGACUGUAGCGUUCAGAGGCGUCAUCAGAAGAUCAUUGAAGAGGCACCUGCAUUUGGAAUCAAUGCCGAAACUAGGAGAAAAUUAGGUGAAACUGCAGUUCAAGCUUCUAAAGCGAUUGGAUACGUUGGAGCAGGAACGGUGGAAUUUAUCAUGGAUAAAAAUGGCCAGUUUUACUUCAUGGAAAUGAAUACUCGUCUUCAGGUGGAACACCCUGUUACUGAAGCAAUAAGUGGACUUGAUCUAGUGGAGUGGCAACUGCGCGUUGCAGAGGGAGAAGAACUACCUUUAAAGCAAGAUCAGGUCCAACUCGGUGGUCAUGCUAUAGAAGCUCGAAUCUACGCGGAAGAUACACGGUCUGGUUUUCUGCCGACAGCAGGGAAACUAAUCCAUGUAGCGAUUCCAAAUUCAGUUCGAGUUGACACUGGUGUAAGGCAGGGUGACGAAGUUACUAUCCAUUACGACCCAAUGAUAGCCAAGGUAAUUGCAUGGGGAAGUAACAGAGAAAAAGCAAUUGUAAAAUUGCAAAAAGCAUUGAAUGACACUCACAUUGUUGGUGUACCUACGAACAUAGAGUUUAUGAUAAAAACGUUGGGUAAUCCGGAUUUUCAAAAGGGUGACCUUUACACAGACUUCAUAAAAGAUCAUGAAAAGGAACUUUUUGAGGAGGAAAGGCUUUCUGAAAACGAUUUAUGCGACGCCAUAACUGCUUAUUAUCUUUUGACCAAACCCCUCCACAGCAGACAGCACUACAAAAAGACCGGGAUUUUGUUGUUGCAGCUUUUUGGUGAAAAGCAACUUCAAUUCGCGCUACCAAAAGAGAGUGAGGUGUUCAAAAAUGAAGAAGACGAAAAACUUGAGGCACACUCUCCGAUACCCGGAGUAAUUGAAAGGGUAUUGGUCAGCCAGGGUGAACAGGUAAAGCAGGGCCAAGCACUAAUUGUGAUGAUUGCAAUGAAAAUGGAGUACAUUAUUCGCGCUCCCAGUCAUGCAACGGUUACUGCCUUACACUGUUCAGCCGGUGAUAACGUCAGCAAAGGUUCUACACUAGUGUCAUUUGCAUCAGAAUGA
This is a messenger RNA of Enterobius vermicularis (human pinworm), 1791 nucleotides long. The record is from the annotation of a GenBank genome assembly. NCBI's taxonomy places the organism in Eukaryota, Metazoa, Nematoda, Chromadorea, Rhabditida, Oxyuridae.